AAAAAGAGGCCGCGUGCGCAGAGUGAGCACCUGCAGCCUCCCUGCCCCUCCCGCAACGCUCGACCCCAGGAUUCCCCCGGCUCUCCUGCCCACCAUGGCCGACAAGGAAGCAGCCUUCGACGACACAGUGGAAGAACGAGUGAUCAACGAGGAAUACAAAAUAUGGAAAAAGAACACCCCUUUUCUUUAUGAUUUGGUGAUGACCCAUGCUCUGGAGUGGCCCAGCCUAACUGCCCAGUGGCUUCCAGAUGUAACCAGACCAGAAGGGAAAGAUUUCAGCAUUCAUCGCCUUGUCCUGGGGACACACACAUCGGAUGAACAAAACCAUUUUGUUAUAGCCAGUGUGCAACUCCCUGAUGAUGAUGCUCAGUUUGAUGCAUCACACUACGACAGUGAGAAAGGAGAAUUUGGAGGUUUUGGUUCAGUUAGUGGAAAAAUUGAAAUAGAAAUCAAGAUCAACCAUGAAGGAGAAGUAAACAGGGCCCGUUAUAUGCCCCAGAACCCUUGUAUCAUCGCUACAAAGACUCCUUCCAGUGAUGUUCUUGUCUUUGACUAUACAAAACAUCCUUCUAAACCAGAUCCUUCUGGAGAAUGCAACCCAGACUUGCGUCUCCGUGGACAUCAGAAGGAAGGCUAUGGGCUUUCUUGGAACCUAAAUCUCAGUGGGCACUUACUUAGUGCUUCAGAUGACCGGGACAUCAGUGCCGUUCCAAAGGAGGGAAAAGUGGUAGAUGCGAAGACCAUCUUUUUUUUUUUUUUUUAUUAUGUAGAAGAUGUUUCCUGGCAUCUACUUCGUGAGUCUCUGUUUGUGUCAGUUGCUGAUGAUCAGAAACUUAUGAUUUGGGAUACUCGUUCAAACGAUACUUCCAAACCAAGCCACUCAGUUGACACUCACACUGCUGAAGUGAACUGCCUUUCUUUCAAUCCUUACAGUGAGUUCAUUCUUGCCACAGGAUCAGCUGACAAGACUGUUGCCUUGUGGGAUCUGAGAAAUCUGAAACUUAAGUUGCAUUCCUUUGAGUCACAUAAGGAUGAAAUAGUCCAGGUUCAGUGGUCACCUCACAAUGAGACUAUUUUAGCUUCCAGUGGUACUGAUCGCAGACUGAAUGUCUGGGAUUUAAGUAAAAUUGGAGAGGAACAAUCCCCAGAAAAUGCAGAAGAUGGGCCACCAGAGUUGUUGUUUAUUCAUGGUGGUCACACUGUCAAGAUAUCUGAUUUCUCCUGGAAUCCCAGUGAACCUUGGGUGAUUUGUUCUGUAUCAGAAGACAAUAUCAUGCAAGUGUGGCAAAUGGCAGAGAACAUUUAUAAUGAUGAAGACCCUGAAGGAAGCAUGGAUCCAGAAGGACAAGGGUCCUAGAUAUGUCUUUACUUCUUGUGAUUUUAGACUCCGCUUUUUUCUUCUCAACCCUGAGAGUGAUUUAACACUGGUUUUGAGGCAGACUUUAUUCAGCUAUCCCUCUAUAUAAUAGGUACCACCGAUAAUGCUAUUGGCCCAAACAGUGGGUGUUUUCUAAAUAUUAAUGGGGGGGCUUGAUUCAACAAAGCUACAGACUUACGUUGAAAUUUUCUUCAGGAAUUUUCGAGUAACCCAGGUCUAAAGUAGCUACAGAAAGGGGAAUAUUAUGUGUGAUUAUUUUUUUUCUUAUGCUAUAUCCCCAAGUUUUUCAGACUCAUUUAAGUGAAGGCUAGAGUGAGUAAGGAAUAGAGCCAAAUGAGGUAGAUGUCUGAGCUAUGAAGUAUAAAUACUGAAAGACGUCAUUUUAUUCAGGAAAUAGGGGAGAUUCAAGUCAUAUAGAUUCCUACUCGAAAAUCUUGACACCUGACUUUCCAGGAUGCACAUUUUCAUACAUAGACCAGUUUCCUCUUGGUUUCUUCAGUUAAGUCAAAUCAACACAUUCCUCUUUCCCCAUAUAUUCAUAUAUUUUUGCUCAUUAGUAUAGUUCUUGAGAGGUUUUCAUGCUGUUUAUUUCCUGUCUGUGAAAUGGUGUUUUUUUUUGUUGGUGUUUUGUUUUUUUUUUUAACUUGGGACCACCAAGUUGUAAAGAUGUAUGUUUUUACCUGACAGUUAUACCACAGGUAGACUGUCAAGUUGAGAAGAGUGAAUCAGGAACUUGUGUUUGUUUUAAAAAUUAAUCCUUGAUAAGAGUUGCUUUUUUUUUAGGAGUUAGUCCUUGACCACUAGUUUGAUGCCAUCUCCAUUUUGGGCGACCUGUUUCACCAGCAGGCCUGUUACUCUCCAUGACUAACUGUGUAAGUGCUUAAAAUGGAAUAAAUUGCUUUUCUACAUAAAAAAAA
Nomascus leucogenys (northern white-cheeked gibbon) is the source of this 2295-nucleotide messenger RNA. RefSeq names its product histone-binding protein RBBP4-like. Lineage: Eukaryota; Metazoa; Chordata; Mammalia; Primates; Hylobatidae. Gene Ontology annotation, molecular function: histone binding. Gene Ontology annotation, cellular component: nucleus; ESC/E(Z) complex; NuRD complex. The record is from RefSeq and is a predicted model, not a curated record. Gene Ontology annotation, biological process: regulation of gene expression.